CGGGAACUGGGGCAAACAAACGCCAAUCAUCUUAUGGACUAGCAGCUUUCGAUUGCUUGCCUUUAUUAUCAUGGAAUCCCAAUGGAAUGAUUCCUUUGUGAGGUUAGAAGAUGGCGAGAGAAAGGGACAACAGUGUAAGUCUUUUUUCUUUAAAUAUGCCAUUCCUUUUGCUAUAUAUUUUCCAUUUGUUUUCGGUUUUCCCGCUUAGAUUCAGUUCAGUGUUUUCACAAAUAUACAGGGUAUUUAAUUAUUGCAGAGACGGAGCAAUUUCAGAUUGACUCAGCCGUUCAAGUACUGUAAUUCGGAAAAAUUGUCUUUGUUCAAAUGUCAAGCGUUAAUUCCUUGUGGCAACAUUUCACAAAAUAUGUUUUAUAAGGUAUUUGUUGUUCAUCACGCAGUCAAAGUAAUGGCAAGCUGCGCUGUUAUAGCUCAUUGAAUUUCAAAACGUUUUACAUCGCAGUAGCAUCUACGAAAUGUCGCAUUUUGCUAGUGAUUUUCACAUUUUUUUUGAAAGAAUGCAAACCGAACUCUUUUUUGUUCUAAACGAGUUUCAUGUUUCCACUGAUUGCAAAACGUUUCACUGUCAGAAGAUAGGUAACCACCGCUAAUAGACACUGGUCGUUGACUUUAUUUAGAUUCACAAUCAUGCAUGCUGUGUUUAUGAAAUGAAGCAUUUUCUUGUUUUAUUAUUUUCCAUAGGCUAGCACCAAGAUAGAACUAACCCUAGCACAAAGUGUUAAGAGACCCUAAGCCCUAAGCCCUAAGCCCUAAGCCCUAGCCCUAGCCUUAACCCUAAACCCUAGCACUAAAACGGUAACCCUAACAGUAAAUGCUAACCCUAGGCCAAGGGUUAGGGUUUGCUUUAAGGUCUAACACUAGCCGUGGGGUUAUGUUACCUUUACUGUAACUGUCAAGUUAUAGGCUCAUUUUUCUUUAAGGCCUAUGUUCAUCCAUUUAGUUUUGCGGCCCUGUAUUAUUGUUUUGAAGUCACCGUUGUCCUAAUGUUUCUUUCUUUUUUUCCAGAGGACAAAGUGCAAACCAGCUAAAAAAAAUGUACCGGGCUAUGCUCUUCUACUCAAUUGAAGACGACACGCAAAAAUUCGGGCGCUUUUGAACAAAAAAAUCAUUUUUCACCCAAAAAAGUCACUUACGUCGGUCUUGCACCAAGCCAUUCAAUUAUCGGCUGAUAGUUGCAACAUGGAAAUUUGAUGUUCUUGAAACAAAUAUUUGCCUGAGAAAUGAAGCUAUCCAUUCAGUAUGUAUGCUAUCCAUUCGCAGAAUCGUCUCUCUACAGAUGAACAAUAUGGUGUCAUGUGACCAAUUUAAACAAAUACGAAUCACAGAAAAUUUAGUGAAGUAUAAUGCAUUUUCUUAACUUAUGUUACUCUAAAUUCUAGGAUUCCUUUAAUCAAUGAAGGUAAUUUUUGCUUAGGGACCUAAGAUCUACCUAACCCAUUUAUAAUUAGUAAGCUUUAAAUGUGUUUUUCAGAGCUCAUGUCAAAUACAUCAGCACUCAGGCCCAAUGAAGGCAUCAAAAUGCCAUGUUCCGGGGUGUAAAACAAUGACUCCGAGAAAGGACAUGAGGACACUUCUAUAUGAUGCUGCCAAGUCUCACUAUGACUUACAGCAUGGCGAAAGACAGAGAUUGCUGGCAACGAUGAAAGCAAAGGUAAGGAGUCAAAUUGGCAUUAAUAGAUUGGAUCCACUGACAACCAGACAGUUGAGACAAAAUGGAUACACCUGGAGAGCAAUUUUGACCAAGGACCUGAAUUUGUUUCUCCAGCUGGCUAGUGCUACCUUUCCAGUCACAGUGGAGUUAUGGUGAGCAGAUCUUCCUAAAUAGUGUCAUUGUAAGCUGCUAGCAGUUAGAUUUAGUACUAGACUACAAGUAGUCUCUCUUUUUGCUCAAAAAUCCAUGGGGAAGAACACAAAACAAGUGAGCAUGUGAGCGUGAUAUAUGAGUGCCGAGCAGCACGCUCAUGUUAUUAUGCGUUCUUUCUUGCAUUCUUCCCCACGGAUUUUCAAGCAAAAGAGAGACUCCUCACAGUCUAGUCUAGUACAUGUACAUUACACUUGAUUUAGCCACAUUAGCCAAGAGUACUAGUGGGCAAGUUUCAUAUCUGUAUAAAUUUCAAAAUAGGGACUUCAAGAUAAGCUACGGUGAGCUGUUACUGUGGCUACUUUGGCCGCGAGGGACUAGGCUGACAACGCCGUUUUGUAUGCAAAACUCAAACAGAUUAAGAUUUUGCUGUACAGCAAUGACGUGUGUAGCCGCAACGUGCCUUAAAAGAAUUGCUCCGUUCAAGGACACCAGGGACUUAAUUCUACUUCUGUACGACAUAGGCUUGAUUAUUGACAAGGAUUUGCUUCUCCUAUAUCCAUUUUACAUCUCCCAGAACUUAUAUUUGCCUCUCAGCUGCUUUUAGAGCUGCCUGCAAAUGCAACCACAAAACAAAAUAACACCGUAUUUAAAGUUCAAUUUCAGCAUGGGUAGGUUGUCUGUAAAAGGUGAUAAGCUUAAAAAAUACAAAAACAAUGAUUUUAUCAUUUUGAACAUUAAUAAUUAAAUGUGUCGCUCAUGGUAGAUGUUUACAUCGUUCAAAUUAUCUUAGAACAGAUUUUAUGAUUGAGUACUUUAUCUCCUAACUAGACUGUUCAAACACUGAAAAAGCAAGAAAAUGCAAAGUGAACAGCAGGCUCAAACUCGUAUGAUGAAGGGUCACAGCAGAAGGCAAGGCCUAACUGGAACAUGCACUAUGACAUCACCAGAAGUGAUCUUUACUACUUGCCACCUUACUACAGCCUAGGUGAAGUGUGUAAGACGGUGUGUACAAAUUCUCUUACAUUUUGGUUGAAAAUAGUGAUCUGAAAAUAUUUAUGUAUAUAGUGAAGAUAUAAUGAACUAGUUUUCACACAUCAUCCACAUGGCAAGAACAAAGAGGCAUGAAAUAUAGCAGAAAUCAAAAAAAACAUUCGUCUCUUGAAAAUAAUUCUGGAGGUGGGAGUGGUGGGCUUUGUCUUUUAACUACUUAUUAAAAGACCUCCUAUACCGAAACGUUUCUCUGAGCACGCUCUCAGCCCAAAGUGUAAUCUUAGUGUUUCACUGUCUCCUCACUAUAAAAAAUCUUCCAUCAAAGAUGUUAAGCAUGGACCUGAGGUAUUUACCGAUUUAAGGCAAGCUUCAUCAGUAAGAGUAAUAAAUUGGCUUAAGAACCGUUCUUUACUGGCAAAUCCGCUCCACUGUGGAGGAUGCAACCAAGCCAUGACAAUGAUUGAAAGAUCAAAUGUCCACGUCAACGGAUACCAAUGGUAAGUAUAAAGAGAGGCUAUGUUAACUUUAGAGUUGUAUAAUUUAAACCAUAACUAAUCAGCAGGGCUGCAAGCACGCUAGAAUGCUGGGUGUUUCUAGUGAGAGUAUAAACGAUGCCUAAAGCACGAGCUACAGAAUGAUUAUUCGGGAAAGAAAAAGUCCAUAAGCAGUCUAAAGACAUGCAGAAUAUGUACUUAGUAUGUGCAAGCCUGCAUGCUUCUUCUUUCCCUGAAUGAUUUGAACUAGCGAAUAUACGUUGCCUGUUUGACGAAAUGUAAAAAAGAUUGCUUGGUAGCCUGCUGCACACAUGGCAGUAUCAUACGCUUCAUGUUUGCUCCCCUCAAGCUCUCCUUCUCAUUUGUGUCACCUACCAAGCUGGGUGGCAUGUCACGCAAGUUGGGUACACAUGUAUUAUAUGUUAAACCAUCAAUAUGGGUUUCAUUAUUCCAUUG
Molecule: messenger RNA, 3762 nt
Organism: Orbicella faveolata
Lineage: Eukaryota; Metazoa; Cnidaria; Anthozoa; Scleractinia; Merulinidae
Source: RefSeq, a predicted model, not a curated record